AUGGUCAUCAUAAAUGCUAGUGCCAUCCAUUCCAGUGGUGUUCAGGACUGCAUUGUUUCAUUGCCUCCGAAGACAUCAAUGGAAACCUCAAAGCAGAUGCCACUGCUUCUUUCGCAGGAGCCAGCCGUCCCCGCAUCUAUGUGCCUCUGCGGGUUUCGGUCCGUGGAAGAGUUCCACAAAGGAGUCGACUCCGAUGUGUGUGAUGGCAUGAUUGCAAGAAACUUCAGGAACCAGCAAAGCAUGCUUGGUAGCUUCCUCGAUCCAAUGGCAGACAAGGUCUUGGUUGCCGUCCUCUUUCUGUCUCUUACAUACAAGGAUCUCAUUCCAUUGCCCCUGACAACUUUGAUAAUUGCCAGAGAUAUCUGUCUGAUGUCAGCAGGCUUCUAUAUUCGCUAUCGAUCUCUUCCACCACCCGUGAGACCUUGA
Messenger RNA from Darwinula stevensoni, 426 nucleotides. NCBI's taxonomy places the organism in Eukaryota, Metazoa, Arthropoda, Ostracoda, Podocopida, Darwinulidae. The record is from the annotation of a GenBank genome assembly.